AGGGGCACAGGCUGUGCACCAAAAUACAACAAACCACUCCAGCCAAUCACCAACAAGAUGGGGUGACGCAUCACUCGAGCUGCUGCGUGUGAAAGUCGCUGGACUACGCCAUUUUGUAAAUAUAGCCAUGCUGAGAAAGACAGAGAGAGCUUUGUGUGGCUAAAAGGUGGAGGGACAGUGACGCUGGCUGCCUGACUAUCUCCUCUCAUUAUCAUUCCCCCCCCACCCCCUCCAUCCAUCUCCCACUACAGCUGGAUAAGCCAACCGCUAACCGGCUCGACUCCCUCUUACAGAACAGGGAUUUGAAGAUUGCAUCCUCACAUUUGUAAUCAGAUGUGGGAGAGGAUUAUCCCGAAGGUCUCCUCCAUCUUGUUUACAGCGGGAGGGCUGCUGAGACAAAGGAGGGAGAGAAGAGGAGGCUGUGGAGGAGAGCAGAGAGGGAUAACAAGCAGCUCAGUGAAUGAAGUGUAAUUAGCGCUACAGAGAGAGGGGGGGAGAGGUCACCUGUGGAUGUGAGGAAGGGGGAGGAGGAGAAGGAGGAUGCAGGCUUUCUGAGGAGCUGCACCCAACACCCGACACAUCCGGAAAGAGGGGAAGGUAGACGCUCCGCAGCAAGUAUUUCACUGUGAUAGGUUUUCCAUGGCGGAGGCCGGGCGUCCUGUGUCACAGCUGUGCCCACUAGGGGGGGCUGUUUCCUUGGAAUCUACCCUCUCUGGUCAGUCCCUCUUUGACACGUCCAAGAGCUCUACAGAGGCUGCUACGCCCACCAGACUGGCUGGAGGACCAGGUAACACCUCCCAGGAGGAGCCGAAGGAGGCUGUCGGUGGCAUCUGUAAAGAGCAUUUAGCGUCCUCUGCUACCAGAGAAGCUCCCUGCAGCAGUCUGAGGGCUGGCAGAGAGCCUGGUAAACAAGAACAACCCCAGUCUGAACACUGUGAGCCCCAAAGGGUUUCCAGCCACCCUCCUAGUCUGCCUGAGACGCAUACACCCUCACAUCGCCACAGGACAGUCGUGAACGCAAACAAUGACAACCCUCAGGCUGGCGGGACAGUGCAGAGCAUAAACCCAGCCUCCCUCCCUGUUCACAGGAGUCCCUCAGACACUUUGCCUCUGGUUAAACAGGGAGUGGCCCCCCAGGCUGCAGUCAGCCACACGUGUAGACUUGCAUACCAUGGUGGAGAUAACAGUAUCCAGGAGGCUGAGAGUCGCUCUAUGUUGGCCUGCAAGCAGCCCAUGCAGCUGCAGCAGUGCAACAUCAUCACCACUAUGUGUCGAGGGGUUAGCAGCGGAGAAGGGGGUGUCCAGCCGCCUCAGAGCCGCUGUGUCUGUGUCCCGUUGCCCAUGGCAGCAGCCAACGUGCAGGAUGUUGUGGACAAAUCCCAUCUUCCCCCUAAAUGUGACAACAAAGCACUCUGCUAUGGCUCCUACAACCAUCAUGUCAAUUUCGAGGACACAUUUGCUGCCUACUGCCACCCCCAGCCCAUACCCGCCCCCUCCCAGCUGCUGCCACGCCCAGCAGCCGCCGAGCCAAACUGGGACGGGCAGCACGCAGCGGCAACUCCUUCGGUGACAAACCAUCUCGGCCUGCCUCGCCUCAUCUCCUCCGUCAGCGAGACGGGCCUGGAUGCCAAACACCUGCUGCGCUGCUGCAACCUCAACUGCUCUUGGAUCAGCUUGCUUCCUCCUGGUGCUGGGCCACAGUCCCAAAAACACUUUGGCGGAGAGGAAUGCUGCAGCAGUCCCGUGGGCCAAGUCAGAACCAUCAGCCGGGACAUGGGGACUAUGACAGCGCACAAAGAGCUGAGGGAUGUCGGGGUGCAGACGGGACAGACUGUCACACCCCAUGUGUUCCCCCAGAUCUGUCUGGCAGAGGAGAGCAGGAGUGAGACCUCCUGCAGCCAGACAUCGAACACUGACAGCGACGGAGGCAAGAAACCGGGCGGAGCUUCCAAGUCCCCAGUGAAGGAGGUGAAGUGGGAUGCAGAGGGGAUGACGUGGGAGGUGUACGGGGCCUCUGUGGACCCCGAGGAGCUGGGCCUGGCCAUCCAGAAACACCUGGAGCUGCAGAUCAAGGAGACAGCAAGCCACGCGGCCAAGCUGUCCCGCCAGGACACCAACACCACCCGGCAGGGCGGGAACAUCGGCUGGAAGACAAAGAGGAGCAGGGUGAUGGGCUCCUUCCGAACCCCGGCCUGCUGCACUCGCAGCACUACAGCUGUGGACUAACUGACCACAACCUGAACACUGUGUACAGCUACUGUCAGCCUCACAUCUGGCAAGAAGGGAUAUGAAAGAUAGAAUGAAUGAUCGGCAUACUCUGCCAGAAUAUGUGGAAACGCUUAAAUGUUGAUUCAAGAUUUGUUAUCGUCAUGAAAAAGGGAAAUCUAAAAGACAGAGUGCUGAAAAUGAUCAACUAACGAGAGCUUUUUCAUCAUUUUGUUGUCUAUGGUUCAAUAUUUGUUAUAUUUCUUCAAUAUUACUAUUGGAAUCCUGAUUCCUGCAGCUGUGCACUGCCAGUGUUUUCAUACUGUACAGGCGUGUCUUCAUAAUAGACACUUGUGCUGUGUAAAGCAAUCUGAUACAAUAAGUACUACUCUUGUAAAGCUUAUAAUGGAUGUGUGGAGUGGCGAAUAGCAUUUAUUUCAAUACAGAGACACCUCAACCCCCCCCCCAAUAAAAUACAUAGACCAACUAUUAGCCUCUUUCUGACCAAGUAGUUACAGGAAUGUAGUUCUAGGAACAGUCCACUUCUAAACAGUUCUACAAACUACACUCCCCAAAAAACCUUUUUUUUCCAUUUGCAUUCCCACUGGCCAAG
Perca fluviatilis (European perch) is the source of this 2818-nucleotide messenger RNA. RefSeq lists its product as uncharacterized. The record is from RefSeq and is a predicted model, not a curated record. The coding region runs from base 640 to 2226 and encodes 528 amino acids. Gene Ontology annotation, biological process: neuron projection development. The transcript has 4 exons. Gene Ontology annotation, cellular component: plasma membrane. NCBI's taxonomy places the organism in Eukaryota, Metazoa, Chordata, Actinopteri, Perciformes, Percidae.